This is a messenger RNA of Rhizopus microsporus ATCC 52813, 783 nucleotides long. RefSeq lists its product as uncharacterized. Bases 1 to 783 code for a protein of 260 amino acids. NCBI's taxonomy places the organism in Eukaryota, Fungi, Mucoromycota, Mucoromycetes, Mucorales, Rhizopodaceae. The record is from RefSeq and is a predicted model, not a curated record. The transcript has 2 exons.
AUGGGCCUACCUAUAUGGAAACCAAGAAGACGAUCGAUCGACGAAAUACAAGAGGACAUUCAUAAACAACAAAUACAAAUGGCUCGUUCAUUAUUGAGACAAAGAGUAAAUACUGAGGGAAUGCCGGUCAUCACACGUCAUAGCUAUGAAUCAGCUCUCCACACUCCUUCUCAUGUUCGAAGACAUCGUAUAUCAAGAAGACAGAAUCUACUUACAUCUUCUUUUGGGGAUAGACGACCCAACAGUAAUUCAUCCGUAGAGCAGAGUGAACUCGAUCGUCGAAUUGACCAGUGCAUUUCGGAAAAGGAAGAUUUGCUAGAACAAUUACAAGUGACAGUAUCACUCCUAGAUCAAUUUCUUUCGGCAAGAACAAGGCUGGGGCAAGAGGCAGUGAAUAUACCAGAGUUUAUCACUCAAGACUUACCUGAUAUACUUGAAUCAGCAACAUCAUUAGCUGCCAUGUCACCUUCAGAAUUGGUAUUUUCAUCACCUACGAUAAACACAAGCAGUAAUGUCCAAUCGGUUGUUGAAGCACUCUUACAGAUACCACCUUAUUCUACUCGAGUUCAGGAUGUGGAGGCUAAUAUUCUUUCAGCGCACAGACGUAUUCGACAACAGCUCAAUUCACUAGCUAGUCUAAGGCGUAUACGGUCACCUUCACCUUCAUCUCGUUCACCACCCCGUUCCUCUCCUUUUUCUCGUUCAUCGUCAUCUUCAUCAACAUCUCGUGUAAGAAGCCGUCGUCCCCGUGUAAUCUUUAUUGACACUGAUGCUUCCCCUUAA